Molecule: messenger RNA, 4223 nt
Organism: Sinocyclocheilus grahami
Lineage: Eukaryota; Metazoa; Chordata; Actinopteri; Cypriniformes; Cyprinidae
Product: leucine-rich repeat-containing G-protein coupled receptor 4-like
Exons: 18
Coding region: 321-3014 (897 amino acids)
Biological process (GO): activation of adenylate cyclase activity; positive regulation of canonical Wnt signaling pathway; adenylate cyclase-activating G protein-coupled receptor signaling pathway
Cellular component (GO): plasma membrane
Molecular function (GO): protein-hormone receptor activity; protein binding; G protein-coupled peptide receptor activity
Source: RefSeq, a predicted model, not a curated record
AGAGAGAGAGAGCGAGAGAGUGAAAAAAUACUGUUGUAAGCGCCGUGUUUCGUCGCGGUUUUGUGAGUGUUUUUCUGUAAGCGGGCGCUUAGCGAAUCAGGGAAACCCGGAGCCCUGUUUGUUUAGACGCGGGAAUCCAAGCUAAAGGUGUUUAUUUGGUGUGUUUUCGGAGGUGUGAGGCUCGAGACUCCGCGCAGAAUGACCGUUGACUGGCCCGAUCUGCUUAUCGUUCGCGGGCAUUAGGAACUAUCAACACCUCGGUCUGCUGGCGAACCAAACACCACGCAUUUGCUUCGAGGGUCGAAAGGAGGAGGAGAAUAAUGGCAUUGCUGGCCGUCCGGAUGCUUAUGCUGGGGUUUUGGUGUUGUGCUGUUGCUGCGGGAGAGGGACAGUCCACUCCGGCCACAUGCUCUCCGCUGUGCCGCUGCGAUGAGGACGGAGGAGCGGACUGCUCUGGACGAGGACUGACCACCGUCCCCACCGGCCUCAGCGCUUUCACAUAUUACCUGGACAUCAGCAUGAACAACAUCACUGAGCUGCCUGUUAAUGUCUUCAGAAACCUGCCCUAUCUGGAAGAACUACGUUUGGCUGGUAAUGACCUUGCAUUCAUCCACCCAGAGGCUCUGUCUGGCCUCCAUCAGCUUAAAGUCCUGAUGCUUCAGAACAAUCAGUUGAAGACUGUCCCAAGCGCAGCUCUCAAGAAUCUCCAUGCCCUGCAGUCUUUGCAUCUACACAACAAUCGGAUCCAGGAGAUUGGAAAAAACUGCUUUAAUGGGCUGGACAACCUGGAGACAUUGGAUCUAAAUUUCAAUAAUCUGAAGACCUUCCCAGAGGCCAUUCAGACGCUGCCCAAGCUGAAAGAACUUGGAUUUCAUAGCAACAACAUUGCAUCCAUCCCUGAGGGAGCUUUCCAUAGAAAUUCCCUGCUACGCACAAUCCAUCUUUUUGACAACCCGCUCUCCUUCGUGGGAAUCACUGCUUUCCAGAACCUGUCAGACUUGCACUCUUUAAUGCUGCGUGGUGCCAGUAUGAUGCAAGAUUUCCCCAGCCUGACUGGAACAAUAAAUCUAGAAAGCCUGACUUUAACAGGAACUAAAAUCAGAAGCAUCCCAGCAGACCUGUGUGAGGAUCUGACGGUGCUACGCACACUAGAUCUUUCCUAUAAUGAGAUCGAAGACCUGCCAUCCUUUCAGGGCUGUGUUGGACUGCAGGACAUAAGUCUACAGCAUAACCAAAUCCAGCAGAUAGACAGAGGAACUUUCCAGGGCAUGACCAGCCUUAGAGUGUUAGACCUGAGCAGAAACCAGAUCAAGUUCAUCCACAGAGAUGCUUUCCUUUCUCUCAGCGCUCUCACCAGCCUGGAUCUCAGUCUGAACUCCCUAGCUAGUGUUCCUACCACAGGACUGAGUGCACUGAACCAGCUUAAACUGACUGGAAAUGUGGAGCUGAGGAACAGCCUGAUGUCUAAGAGUCUGCCUAAACUCAGGUCCAUAACGGUUCCCUAUGCCUACCAGUGUUGUGCUUUUGUGGCUUGUGACAGUGCAGUUAACCCAGCACAGGAUGACGAGCGGAGAAAUGCAUUUGGUGGUGAGGAGGAGAUGGAAAGGAUUCCUCUGGUCAUGCACUGCUCACCAUCACCGGGGGCAUUUAAACCUUGUGAACACUUGUUGGGAAGCUGGAUGAUCCGGUUGACCGUGUGGUUCAUCUGCCUGGUGGCGCUCCUCUUCAACUGCCUGGUUCUUGCAGCCACCUUCUCCCCACGCACCUCCCCUCACUCCCCGGCCCGCCUCCUGGUUGCAUUCCUGGCCUCUGCUAACCUGCUGACAGGGGUCUAUGUGGCAGCACUGACACUCCUGGAUGCGGUCACCUGGGGCUCAUUUGCCGAGUACGGUGUGUGGUGGGAAACAGGCACUGGGUGUCAGGUUGUGGGUUUCCUCGCUGUGUUUUCAUCCGAGUGGGCCGUCCUACUGCUGGCUUUAGCUGCGGUGGAGCGUUGCUUGGCUGUGAGAGCUCUAAUGGGGAAGGCAGGAGCUCUGAGGUCCAGUGGCCAAAGGAGGGAAAGACGAAGGAGAUUUGGUAUCACAGCACUCUUGUUGGGAUUGGUAUCUGUUGCAGCGGCCUGCCUCAGUCUGUAUCACGGAUCAGCCAUGGGCUCUCCUCUCUGCUUGCCUUUCUCCGGAGGUCCCGGACCAGGCCUGGGGUUCACAGUGGCCCUGGUGCUAAUGAACACACUAGCGUACCUGCUGAGCGCGGUGGUCUAUACGCGGUUAUACUGCAGGUUGGGCCGUGCCCAGCUGGCUGACCCAGAGCAUGCUGGGUCUGUGAGGCACAUCGCCUGGCUGAUCUUCACCAACUGCAUCUUCUUUUGUCCAGUGGCGGCUUUCUCUUUCGCUCCCCUGCUGGCCGGGACCAGUAAUGCAGUGGGCGGACCAGAGAUGGCCAAAUCAGUGACGCUCAUAUUCUUUCCUCUCUCUGCCUGCUUGAACCCCGUGCUCUACGUCUGCUUCAGUCCCUCCUUCAGAUACGACUGGCUUCGCCUUAGAGGACAGGGGAGGGCCGGAGGUUGCGGCGGGCUGGUUGGUAAAGCUGUUACCAAAGGGACGGUGGCAGGGGGUUCGGCAGUAUCCAACGAUGGCGAAGGCCUGUCUAGUGACUGCGGAAUGUACACGAAGCUCCAGGGCGACAAUCGGGUAAUGUGCGAACACUGUGACGCCGCCCUUCACAUCAGCACAUCUUCCUCUUCCGCUUCCUCCUCUUCCUCAGCCUGCAGACAUUUAGUUAAGUCCCACAGCUGCCCGGCUUUGAUGGCAAACGCACCCCAGUGCUUGAGCUCAGAGGGGUACUGGCCAGACACCGGGACGCUUUCCGCUCAGUCGGAAUAUGGAGACGAGGGUGAUUCGUUUGUGUCGGACAGUUCGGAGCAGGUGCAGGCGUGCGGCCGAGCCUGUUUCUGUCAGAGCCGCGGCCUCCCUUUAGUACACUACUCUUAUAACAUCCCCCGCAUGACAGACUGAGCUCACAGCCCGGAGUGCUUACACACUCACUUCCUCACACAGUCCUCCAGGGUGUGGAGUGUCCCUGCUCCUCAAGGACAGAGAACAGGGAGAGGCUGUACACAUGGCUGCAGAGCCGUGGAAACACAAACAGACCGGAAGCACUUUCUCUCUUUUCACACUUGUGUUUGUGUGUGUGUGUGUAUAUGAGUGAAUGUAGACCGAAUCCAUGAAAAGGGAAUCUGACAAUACAGAAAGACUCACUGAGCCAAAUGAUGUCAACAUACAACACGUCUUGUUUUCUGUUUCCUGUCCCCCUCAGCCAAAUUCGGUUGCAUUGGCACCCAGGGCUGAUUGACAGUUGAUGGACACAGUGAUCUUACCUCCCAGUGCCUGCCUUUAAGUUUGCAAGAAAGUAGAACUUGCCUGUUUAUUUUCUCUGGGCAUUUUUAGAAAAGAAAAAUAUAUUUUCCCUUUUAUUCUUACAAAUAUUUGUCCUUUUGAUUUAAAGCAGGGAUAUAUGUGCCACUGUUUUUAGUGAUGUUGAUUCUUUUUCUCUUAUGCCAUCAUAAAUCUUGACUGUGGCGGGGGAUCCCGUUCUAUGUAGCAAAGUUUCUCCAUAUACUGGAGUUCCAGUAUGCCGAUGAGAAUGUAAUGUACAAGUUUAUGUUCACGCUGUCUUGUGUUCCCAUUUUCUCAGAGUAAGUUCACAGUGGCUGUUAUUUUUGAAAAGCAUUCAUUCCUUUCUUGUUUAUUCUGCAAGUGAUCCUAAAAUCACAAUCCUUUCCACAAUCCCCUCCGUUCAGCUGAGUGAUCCAGAAAUGCCAGUACAUUACCAACUGUUUAUUAAAAGAAAUUGUCUUUAAUUUAUGUUCUAAAAUGACAUUUGGAUGUCUUGAUCAGAGCGCUUCCUUAAUCACUAGUAAGUUUCUAAUAAUUUAUUGUAAGAUAUGGAAAUGCUUUGAUGAAUGAAUGGCAAACUAUACUUAUUUUAUUCCUGACAAGAAUGUCACUAGAUCAUUUCAAUAUGUAUUUUGUACACUGGGUAGAGUAAAAAAGGGUUUUCAUAUUAGAACUCCUUCCUGUCCAGAUAAUCUGACUAUACAGCUUACUAUAUGAAACAAAAAAGGGAUGCGCCAGUAUUAAUAUUCUAGCCAAUAUAAGAAAAUGAUUAUUUUAAUUAAUUGAUUUAAUUAUUUUGAUUAACUAUAAAUGGCCAAUAUUAAUGUU